Molecule: messenger RNA, 2225 nt
Organism: Trachymyrmex septentrionalis
Lineage: Eukaryota; Metazoa; Arthropoda; Insecta; Hymenoptera; Formicidae
Product: Y+L amino acid transporter 2
Exons: 12
Coding region: 171-1865 (564 amino acids)
Biological process (GO): amino acid transmembrane transport
Cellular component (GO): membrane
Molecular function (GO): L-amino acid transmembrane transporter activity
Source: RefSeq, a predicted model, not a curated record
CAGUGCCUGACAUUUCGUUUCGGAGGUAAAAUUCACACCAUGGCUGUCGUCUGAGAUCGAUUCCUGAGUGCAAGACUAAUUUUCCCCAUUCUACCUCAUUCUACCUCGACAUCGGUGUUCGUCGACGAUCCUGCGUCGAGAAUCCACGGCGGGUUUAGGAAACAGAAAGAAUGUCGAAAUCAGGGAGCAUUAAAGAUGGCGAGAAGGGGCCCUAUGAUCCGGUCCCUACCGCCGAAAAGGGCAACGAUGAGAUUAAGCUGGAAGCGAAAAUGUCGCUUCUCAAUGGUGUCACCGUCAUCGUCGGCUCCAUCAUCGGUUCCGGCAUUUUCGUCAGUCCAACGGGAGUCCUUAAAUAUACCGGAAGCGUGAAUGCGAGUCUUCUCGUUUGGACGGCGUCCGGAAUUUAUUCUAUGAUAGGGGCUUACUGCUACGCCGAGCUCGGUUGCAUGAUUAAGAAAUCGGGGGCGGAUUAUGCAUACAUUAUGGAGACUUUUGGACCCUUUCUGGCAUUUAUCAGACUAUGGGUUGAGUGCAUGAUAGUGCGUCCUUGCAGUCAAGCUAUCGUGGCCUUAACUUUCAGCGUCUACGUCCUCAAGCCGAUUUUUCCGGACUGCACGCCACCCGAUGAGUCCGUAAGAAUGCUCGCUGUCUGCUGCAUAUGUAUUCUCGCUUUCAUAAAUUGCUGGGAUGUCAAAUGGGCGACGAGAGUGCAGGACAUCUUCACGUAUGCGAAAUUACUCGCGCUUUUCAUAAUAAUCUUCACCGGAGCGUAUCAGCUUUGCACUGGACACACACAGUAUUUUACGUUUGACAACAGCAACACGGAAGUCACGUCUAUAGCACUCAGUUUUUAUUCAGGCCUGUUCGCUUACAACGGUUGGAACUACUUGAACUUCAUAAUUGAAGAACUGAAAGACCCCGUUAGGAAUCUACCGAAGGCCAUCGGCAUUUCGUGCGCUCUCGUUACGGUUGUCUACGUCUUUACGAACAUGGCCUUUUACACUACUCUUAGUCCCGUCGAAGUGCUCGGUAGCGAAGCUGUGGCGGUGACAUACGCAAACAGAUUGUUCGGCGUGAUGGCGUGGACGAUACCGGUUUUCGUAGCUCUAUCUACAUUUGGCGCAGUUAACGGCAUUUUACUCACGUCCUCGCGACUUUUCUAUGCGGGUGCCUGCGAGGGUCAAAUGCCAGAGAUACUGACGAUGAUCCAAAUUUCCAGACUGACACCUGCGCCCGCUGUAAUUUGCAUGGCCCUAUUAUCUAUGCUGUACUUGUGCUCUUCCAACAUUUUCCGUCUUAUCAAUUAUGUCGGCUUCGCCACCUGGCUCAGCAUAGGUGUCUCCGUGUUGUGCCUUCCGUGGCUCAGGUGGAGCCAGCCGAACUUGUUGAGACCGAUCAAAGUGAAUCUCAUUUUUCCGAUCUUCUACAUCCUAGCCACUCUCUUCGUUACGAUUGUUCCGAUGUACGCGAGUCCCGUUGAAACUGGAUACGGCUGUCUGAUGAUAUUUUCCUCCAUACCUGUCUACCUCGUAUUUAUCUCGUGGAAAAACAAACCGAAAUUCUUCCAAAAAAGAGUCGGCGCCGUCACCCAAACUUUGCAGAAGAUGAUGGUAGUCGUGGGGCCACAAAAGGCAAAGGUUCAGAACACACAUAAGCACUACAAGGUGGUUGCAGAAGAUAAUGCUAGUAGUCGGCAAGGCGAAACCCGCUCAGGUAUAAACAGUCAAGACGAACCGGAUCGAAACCAAAAUGACGAAGACGAGGCCUUUCCGGAAUCGGAAGACGCAGAGGAUUUCUGUCGAUCUUCGAGUUAUAAUCUCUUCCUUCUGCCGGGAAAGAAUGCGAUUGGGAGCGAGAUUGGUUAGCAUAUCGAUUCCACAGGAUCGACGGUAUUAUUCUCUUGACUCUUCUGGAUUGAAGAACAAGCGUCCUAGAACAAGAGGCAGCCAUAUCUACGUGUUAGGACGCCAAAAAAAAAAAAAAAAAAUUAAGGCGAAACGGUUCGUCUCCCAGAUCUUUCGAAUCUCGUCCUUGACGAGAACUCCCGUCAAGACGUGCCCGCCCAAAUUUCGAAGCAAGGCUGUUAUUUCUCGUUCGAUGUCACGGCAAAGAGAUAUAUGCGAUGACACGCCUGCACGCUUCUGAGUUCAUUGAUUUUACUCGACAGUUAGCGUCGAAGUCUUCAUGUUUUAGAUAAAUACUGAUUUUGUAUUGGUGCUGUCAGU